UUUCUAGCAACGGCGUGCGUUUCAAUUUUGUUCAUCCCAGAGCGCCAAAACAGUUGCCAGAACUGAAGAAAAAGGAUAAAAAUCAGAGAAGAGUUGAUAGUAGAGAGAGUUGUAGAGUCGUGAUAAUCCGGUGGAUCUUUUUCAAGUUUUGAAUUUCAUUUCUCUGAUUCUGUUUCAAAGAUGGAGAUUGGAUCGGGUGCGAUCGGGUCUUGCUCGAAAGAGCAGCUUAAGAUCUUUCAGGAAUGGUUCGGUUUGGCCGACUCAGAUGGAGAUGGUCGUGUUACUGGAAAUGAUGCCAUACAGUUCUUCUCCAUGUCUCAUCUUUCUCGCCCUGAGCUCAAACAGGUUUGGGCUAUUGCAGACUCCAAACGACAAGGAUAUUUAGGGUUCAAUGAGUUCGUUACUGCUAUGCAGCUUAUUUCUUUAGCACAAGCAGGGUAUGACCUGAACUCAGACAUCCUCAAGAAAGCAGCCGGCAUGGAGGAAAUUAAACUUCCAGUGCUAGAAGGCUUGGACGCUUUAGUUGUUAAGACUAAGAGAUUAACAAUAUCUAGCCAACACGAAACAAAUGGAACUGUUCAACCUAUGCCACCGUCAUCAAAUCCAUGGUUUGCUUCAAAAUCUGGGAGCAAGAUAUCCCAUACUGCGGUUACAUCAAUAAUUGACGGUUUGAAGAAACUGUACAAUGAAAAGCUGAAGCCUCUGGAAGCUACUUAUCGGUUUAAUGAUUUUGUGUCCCCAUUCCUGACAAGCAGUGAUUUUGAUGCUAAGCCAAUGGUAAUGUUGCUGGGCCAAUAUUCAACUGGAAAGACAACAUUCAUCAAACACUUGUUAAAAUGUAAUUAUCCAGGAGCUCACAUAGGACCUGAGCCAACAACUGAUAGAUUUGUAGUAGUUAUGUCUGGACCAGAUGAGAGAAGUGUUCCCGGAAACACUAUUGCUGUUCAAGCAGACAUGCCAUUCUCUGGUUUGACAACCUUUGGUGGAGCGUUCUUGUCAAAGUUUGAAUGUUCUCAAAUGCCGCAUCCUCUCCUCGAUCAAAUUACAUUUGUGGAUACUCCUGGGGUUCUAUCUGGGGAAAAGCAACGCACACAGAGAAGCUAUGAUUUCACAGGGGUUAUAUCAUGGUUUGCAGCAAAAUGCGAUCUCAUCCUUCUUUUGUUUGAUCCCCAUAAACUGGAUAUCAGCGACGAGUUCAAGCGUGUGAUAGGAUCUCUUCGUGGUCAAGAUGAUAAGAUUCGAGUUGUUCUCAAUAAAGCAGAUCAAGUUGAUACUCAACAAUUAAUGAGAGUAUAUGGAGCAUUGAUGUGGUCUCUCGGUAAAGUGUUGAAUACUCCAGAAGUCGUUCGUGUUUAUAUUGGGUCAUUUAACGAUAAGCCUGUUAACGAAGCCUCUGUUGGCCCAAUUGGUCGCGAUCUUUUUGUGAAGGAACAAGAUGACCUCUUAGCAGACUUGAUUGAUAUUCCAAAGAAAGCAUGUGACCGUCGGAUUAACGAAUUUGUAAAACGCGCCAGAGCGGCUAAGAUUCAUGCCUAUAUAAUCAGCCACCUUAAAAAGGAGAUGCCUGCCAUGAUGGGCAAAGCUAAAACUCAACAACGGCUUAUUGAUAAUCUUGAAGAUGAAUUUGGAAAGGUUCAAAGGGAGUACCACCUACCGGCCGGGGACUUCCCAAAUGUGGAGCAUUUUAGGGAGGUAUUAAAUGGGUAUAGUAUUGAUAAAUUUGAGAAAUUGAAGCCUAAAAUGAUUCAAGCUGUGGAUGACAUGCUUGGCUAUGACAUCCCAGAGCUUCUGAAGAACUUCAAAAAUCCUUAUGAGUAAAAAAAAAUAUUAAAUAUCAAUCUCAAUCUCUCUAAUUGCAUUGCUACUUGCAAUGAAAGUUGAUGAUGCAAAGUUUUGUUAGAAUUCAAAAUUUUGGGAACUUUUUAUUAUCUUUUUAUUUCUAUCUUCCUUUCAAUUAAUGCUCAAAUGUAUGUGUAUCUCGUGGUUGAGCAUUUUGAUGUAAUCUUCAAGUUUUUGGGUUUAUUAUAGAAACUAAAAGAGAAUGGGGUUCUUCGUAGUUCAUUCCAUGGGUGAAAAUAGUUGCUUUUUCUAUUGA
Benincasa hispida (wax gourd) is the source of this 2095-nucleotide messenger RNA. RefSeq names its product EH domain-containing protein 1-like. Gene Ontology annotation, molecular function: GTP binding; protein binding; calcium ion binding. Gene Ontology annotation, biological process: endocytosis; endosomal transport. Gene Ontology annotation, cellular component: cytoplasm; plasma membrane. The record is from RefSeq and is a predicted model, not a curated record. Lineage: Eukaryota; Viridiplantae; Streptophyta; Magnoliopsida; Cucurbitales; Cucurbitaceae.